Molecule: messenger RNA, 2870 nt
Organism: Colletotrichum destructivum
Lineage: Eukaryota; Fungi; Ascomycota; Sordariomycetes; Glomerellales; Glomerellaceae
Product: Putative heterokaryon incompatibility
Exons: 1
Coding region: 477-1925 (482 amino acids)
Source: RefSeq, a predicted model, not a curated record
UUCCACUUACACGCCGUGCUACAAAGUCGCGUGUCCCCGUCCCAUGACCUGGCCCUGUUCUUUUCCAUCAACACUGCCAUCCUUGAAUCGUAACGGCAAGACCAUUACUGAGAUUCCCGUCUUUGUCGACUCCUCAAGUCGCUCAACCGUGCAAGGCGGCCACCAAAACUCAUCAUGGAAGCCUGCUUGCUAGGCUGCGCCCACAUUGUGCGAGCCCCAUCGGCCGUGACACAUUCUGCGCCUCUUGCAGACUUACCUGGUCUUCGGUGAGGUUGAGAGACGAGGAAAGAGAGAAAGAGACAUGGAGAGUCUGCCUCGCCAAAAGUCAACUAAGUGAACUGCUUAAUGUGUGAUUUCUCGUUCAACACAUACAUCCCCAUCUGCUACUCUCUCUCACAUUCUCUCUCCGUCUUGUGUUCAUCUAUUUCCUUGCUUCCACGUCCCGGCCGACAUCAUCUGCUCCAGGCUAACAAAUCAUGUGGCUUAUCAACACGACAACCCACGAACUGCGCCUGUUCGCCGGCGCCGGCCCCGACGUGCCCCCCUACGCUAUCCUCUCUCACACCUGGGGCUCCGACGAGGUCACCUUCCAGGACAUCCACAACCUCCCCCUGGCAGCCUCCAAGGCCGGCUUCGCCAAGAUCCGGGGAUGCUGCGUCCAGGCCCUGCGGCACGACAUCGCCUGGGCCUGGGUCGACUCCUGCUGCAUCGACAAGACCUCCUCCGCCGAGCUCUCCGAGGCCAUCAACUCCAUGUACUCGUACUACCUCCACGCCCGCGUCUGCUUCGUCUACCUCGACGACGUCCCGCCUCUCAACCCGGCUUCGCCCUUGUCCUCCCCCAUGGACCAGUUCCCCUCCCUCGCCUCCUCACGCUGGUUCACCCGCGGCUGGACCCUCCAGGAGCUCAUCGCCCCGCGCCGCUCCAUCUUCUACGCCGCCGACUGGUCCCGUCUCGGCACAAAGGGUAUGCACAGCUCCGAGCGCCCCUUCAUCCGCGCCCUUGCCACCAUCUCCGGCAUCUUCGAGUCCGUCCUCGCCAAGUCCCGUCACCCGCACGACUACUCCGUCGCCGAGCGCAUGUCCUGGGCCGCCGCCCGCCGCACCACGCGCGACGAGGACCUCGCCUACUGCCUCAUGGGCCUGUUCGGUGUCAGCAUGCCCGUACUCUACGGCGAGGGCCUUGCGAGCGCCUUCAAGAGGCUGCAGCACCACAUCAUCCGCACCUCGCCCGACGAGUCCAUCUUCGCAUGGCGCGCCGACCCGUCCCGCCACGUCGUCGACCCCUAUCCCGGCGACCUGCGUCGUGGUAGCGCCGCUCGUUCUUCGGGUCUAUUGGCCGACUCGCCCGCCGCCUUUGCCCGUUCGCACGACGUCCACCAACGCGCCCUGCACUCGGCCUCCCCCUUCCGCCUGUUCAGCAUGACGAACAUGGGUCUUUCCAUCGUCGCGGACCUAGCACCACCACCACCGCUGCCAAAAACAGGCGGCGGUAGUCCCCGCGGAAGCCCCGCCGCCGCCGCCGCCGUCGCCCACACGAGGACGCCGGAGCCGAGGCCGCUGAUCGUCAUGCCCAUCGGUGCGAGCGACCGUCCGACCGACGCCUCUCCGCGCGCCCGCAUCGGGAUAUACCUGGAGCCCGUGCUUCAGACGUCCUCCUUGAUGGGACACGGUCAGAUGUUCUACCGCCGCGUCCGAUGCGACGAGCUCUGCUUCGCGCCGAGGGGGGAGUUCCCGCGGGGCCAGCAGCUAGACAUCUACGUCCUCGAGGACGACCAGUAUGCCGAGAUGCAGUUUGCCGAUCGGUCGAACUCUCCGGGACCGAGGCCAGGAGCCGUCGGGUCGCCAUCGAUCGAGGCCCGGUUGUUGUCGUUGUCGCCUAGCGCGUCGCCGAGGGCUUCGCCGAGACUGGACAUGGAUAUGUGAGCGAGGCACGCGAGCUUCGGUACGUCGGUGCAUGUACAGAAGCUUCCGGAUGGCACAGAGCGAGGGAAGGGAGUGGUGAAGAAGGUGGGCAGCCGAGUAGACCGGAAAGAUGGAGAGCGAGAGUUCUACUCCAGCGGGCCAGGAAACAGCGAAUGGACAUCUACAUGGAGACAGAGUAAGAGAGAAAUAGAGGGAGAAAGAGAUUAAGAACGGCAUUGAUAAGACCACCAGAAUAUAUAGUAUAGUCAGCAGAGCACCAGCGGCACAUACCGUGGAUGCAUCGAUGGCCCAGUUAGGGGCAUGCGCUGGAUGGAUGUUUUCAACACAGGUGGAGGGGGGGACAUCGUGGCGGUUUCCACUUGCAAAUCACACUCGCCAGCAUGAGCUUGCUUGGGUGUGAAUUCUUUUCCAUUCAAUCGACACACCUUUCGUGCGUCCCUUGCAGCCCCUUCUUCCACUCUCCCAGAACAUAAGCCUAGGCUCUCCAGGACAGGGUGAGUUACUCGGGUAAUCUCAUCCAGUAAACCCAACUCUUUCUGUUGUUGUUUAAACUACAUACACAUGCGUGGCUUUCUCCUUACAGCCAGCCCCCCAUCCCCCCUUUAUAUCGGACAAUGACAGCACUUUCAUCAUGAAAGCUCUCUCCGUGUUUCUCAAGUGCCAGCCCAAACCCUGGCCGUCCUGUAAUUUUCCUCCCCAGAUCUAUCUAUACCUUGCUUAACCUUCCAACAUCGGAGCCAGCCAUCUGCCCCUGCCGCAAGUCAGGCAUCUCAUACGCCGGGAGGGGGGGUUCGGAGAGCGUUCGUCGUGCCGUGCUGUACUGCCGACUUCCAAGGGGCCAUCUCGUGUGGUCCCUUUAACAAUGUGUGUAUCGAUGAAUGAUAAAAUGAUGAUAAAAAACCUCAAAUGUCUCGCCCUUCUCCCCCCCUUUAUUCUCACUACUCC